Molecule: messenger RNA, 492 nt
Organism: Acanthosepion pharaonis
Lineage: Eukaryota; Metazoa; Mollusca; Cephalopoda; Sepiida; Sepiidae
Source: the annotation of a GenBank genome assembly
AUGCGAUCCACUCUUUUUCUCUUUCUCUUUUACUCUCUUUUUCUCACUUUCUCAUUCCUCUGUCUCUCACCCACAUCUUUCUUUCCCUAUUUCCUCAAUCUUUCUCUAAAUGCGAUCCACUCUUUUUCUCUUUCUCUUUUACUCUCUUUUUCUCACUUUCUCAUUCCUCUGUCUCUCACCCACAUCUUUCUUUCCCUAUUUCCUCCAUCUUUCUCUAAAUGCGAUCUUUUCUCUUUCUUUUACUCUCUUUUCUCUUUUCAUUCCUCUGUCUCUUUUCUUUCCCUAUUUUUCUCAUUUCUCUCUGUCUCUUUUCUCUUUCCUUUUACUCUCUUUUCUCCUUUCUCAUUCCUCUGUCUCUCACCCAUCUUUCUUUUCCCUAUUUCCUCCAUCUGCGAUCCCUCUUUUUCUCUUUCUCUUUUACUCUCUUUUUCUCACUUUCUCAUUCCUCUGUCUCUCCCAUCUUUCUUUCCCUAUUUCCUUUUCUUUCUCUAA